AUGAAGAUGAUCUCAAUCACCUUCCUCUUCUUCAUCAUCAUCAUCCUUACCUCAUCCCCUUCUUACGCAGAAGACGACGUGCUCUGUCUCAAAGGCCUCAAAAACUCACUCACCGAUCCUUCAGGUAGACUCACCACCUGGUCUUUCCCAAACUCUUCAUCUUCUUCAAUCUGCACACUCACCGGAGUCUCUUGCUGGAACGCUAAAGAGAAUCGCAUCAUCUCCCUCCACCUCCCGUCAAUGCAACUCGCCGGUCAGAUUCCGGAGUCUCUCAAGCUUUGUCGCAGCUUACAGUCUCUAGAUCUCUCCGACAACGACUUCUCCGGUUCGAUUCCUCGCGAAAUCUGCUCGUGGCUUCCUUACCUCGUCACUUUAAACCUCUCCGGUAACAAACUCUCCGGAGAAAUACCGUCCGAGAUCGCUGACUGCAAGUUCUUGAACAGUUUAGCUCUUAAUGAUAAUAAGUUAACCGGUCCGGUUCCUUUUCAGUUAACCCGGUUAAACCGUCUCCAACGACUUUCUCUCUCCGACAACGGUCUCUCCGGUUUGAUUCCCGCCGAUCUCUCCCAUUUCGGAGAGGACGGGUUUACCGGAAAUAACGGACUUUGCGGGAAGCCGUUAUCUAACUGCGGAGCGUUGAACGGUAAAAACGUAACGGUCAUUGUCAUCGCGGGGGUAACGGGAGCUGUUGGGUCGUUGUGUGUUGGGUUCGCUGUGUUCUGGUGGUUUUUUGUAAGAGACGUGAGGAGGAAGAAAGGUUACGGGGCAGGAGAGUGUAAGGACGAUGGUGAUUGGAUCGGUUUGAUGAAUUCGCAUAAACUAGUUCAGGUUGCUUUGUUUCAGAAACCUAUUGUGAAGAUUAGAUUGGCUGAUUUGAUUGUGGCUACGGAUAGUUUUGGUUCCGACAGUGUUGUUGUCUCUUCGAGAACUGGUGUUUCUUAUAAAGCUGAUUUACCUGAUGGGUCUGCGCUUGAGGUCAAGAGGCUUAGCUGUGGUUAUGAGUUAAGUGAGAAGCAGUUUAGGUCUGAGGUGAACAGGUUGGGUCAGAUCAGGCAUCCGAAUCUGGUUCCGCUUCUCGGGUUCUGCGUUGUGGAGGAUGAGAGGUUGUUGGUGUAUAAACACAUGGUUAAUGGGACGUUGAAGUCUCGGUUACAGGGUUUGGAUUGGCCUGCUCGGGUUAAGGUCGGUGUUAGAGCGGCUAGAGGGUUAGCUUGGUUGCAUCAUGGAUGUGAAACUGCGUGUUUGCAUCAGUACAUAAGCUCAAAUGUGAUUCUUCUAGAUGAAGAGUUUGAUGCUCGUGUUAUAGACUAUGGUUUGGGGAAGCUAGUGAGUUUUGAGAGAGACUCUAACGAUAGCUCGUUUAGUAAUGGUGAUUUUGGGGAAGUGGGUUACGUUGCGCCUGAGUAUACAAGCACUAUGGUUGCGUCUUUGAGUGGAGAUGUGUAUGCGUUUGGGGUUGUGCUUCUUGAGAUUGUUACGGGACAAAAGCCGGUUUUGGUUAACGAUGGUGAAGAUUGGUUUAAUGGGAGUUUAGUUGAUUGGGUGAGUAAGCAUUUGAGUGAUGGUGGAAGCAAAGACGUGGUUGAUAGAAGUGUGAUUGGUAGAGGUUAUGAUGAUGAGAUCAUGCAGUUUUUGAGAAUUGCGUGUAGCUGUGUUGUAUCGAGGCCUAAAGAAAGACCGUUGAUGAUCCAUGUUUAUGAAUCUUUGAAGAAGUUGGGAUAUCAUUAUGGUUUCUUCACUGAGCAUAGUGAUGAGUUUCCACUAAUUUUUAACAAACAAGAACCCUGAUUUGUAACUACAAAGAUACUCAAUCUUUUUAACCACAUACUUACCUAGUGUUUUCACUUUUAAUGUGAUGCAUGAAUGUACACUAUGGGAUGGUUGUAAGUUGUAACUUGUAAUAAAAUGAAUUUUG
This is a messenger RNA of Eruca vesicaria subsp. sativa (arugula), 1915 nucleotides long. NCBI's taxonomy places the organism in Eukaryota, Viridiplantae, Streptophyta, Magnoliopsida, Brassicales, Brassicaceae. The record is from the annotation of a GenBank genome assembly.